AUGGUGCGAGCUGGCGGGCCCAGGGCGAAGGGAAGCGAAUGCCACUCAAGAUCUCGUGGAGCAGCCAAGCUGCGUGGCCGUUGGCCAAGCGGCUUGGAACAACUCUCAGAGCUUCGAACGAAGAGGCUAACGCCUUUGGAUCCAGUUCUGCUGUGCACCACGAAUAGUGCGUGUGAAAAAGCUGGCCAUUGGCCCAUGGCUGUCAUGGCACUCCAAGCAGCCGUGCGUUCCAAGGUUUCACCGGAUGAAUUUUUGUGGAGUCCCAUCUUGCGGGGCGCUGUUUGGCACAAAGCCUCUGCAAUCCUUUUUGCCUUGCCUCAGAGACGACUCGAAUUUGGCGCAGUCAGCGCCAGCGCUGCAAUCUCCACCUCCCACAGCUCCUGGCAGUGGGCGCAGUCGCUCCUCAGGAGCCUGGCAGAGGUCAAGCAGCGUUUGAAUCUUGUCAUUUUCAAUGCGGCUGGCACCGCUGCUGGCUCUAAUGGAGCGCACUGGCAGAUGGCGGUGCAGCAUCUGAAGCGUUUGGAGCAUCGUUUUUUCGUUCCGGACGAAGUGAGCUUCCUCGCGGUCUUUAAAUCGUUCCAGGUGACUCAGCAGUCCUGGGACAUUGCCUUCCGUCUUCUAUUGGAAGAUGGUUUUCACUAUUUUCAAUCAAAGACCGUGACGGCCUUCCUGGGCGGUGCGAGUCGACAGUGGCGUUUCGCCAUCCUUCUGCAAGAGCGACUCAGAAAAGCAGGCCUGGAAAACGAUCCAGCGCUGCAACGGGGUGUGCUGAAGACCCAGGGAUCAGUGGGGCAGUGGCGACGAGUCUUCAAACAGCUGACCGUGGACCCAUCUGAUGCCGUACGUGCUUCCAACGGCUUGAGCGCCUGUGUCACUGCACGGCAGUGGCAGCAAGGGCUGCAGCUACUGGAGCAGCUGAGGAGGCGCUGGCAAUGCGACCUGGUGUGUCUGCACGGAGCGGCCAGCUGCCUUCGCUGGCCUCAAGCGCUGUGGCUGUUGCGAAGCAGCUGGAAGAGCAGGAUGCAACGCGACGUGGUGGGCUUCGGUACCCUGAUGAGUGCAGCCGAGUCUGAAUGGCCUUUGACACUGAGUUGUUUGCAAGAGAUGUCUUACCACAAGGUCUCCACCUCGCGCGUGGCGCGCAACGCGGCGCUGGGCGCCGUGGGGUCGACGUCGUCGUCGACGUCGUCGAAGAUGUCGACGUGGCGCCGCGCAGUGCAGCUGUUUGGGAUGGAAGAGCAGCCAGGUGAAGUGACCUUUCGCGCUUUGCUGGCUGCCUUAGAGGAAAAUGGCGAAGAAGCCAGGGCCCUGCAGUUGUUGUGGGAGGCGGACUCAGCAGGAGUCGUGAAGUCCAGUUCUUUCUACCUCUGGGCCUUCGCGCGGCUGACGAUUUCAGACCCUGAAUGCCUGGCUGAUGCGCUGCAGUUCGCCCUGCGCGGUCUUAAAUCUUCCACUUGUGUGCCACAGGAGCUGUCCACCUUGCUUUGGUCAUCGUCUUCUUUGGGCGCCAGCAACGAGCAGUUCACGCAGUUGAUCGCCGAGCAGGCAUUGCAUCAGCUGUCCGGCUUCAGCUUGGGCGAUUUGCUUUUCCUCACCCUGGGCGCCUGUGACCUCUUGACGGAGUCCGUGGUCAGUGCAGCUGCAGUAGACCUUGGCCGAGAGCUGGAGAAGGAGAUGUUGCGCCGCUUCCAGCGCUUUGAAGCUCCAAAGUCACUGAACCCUGGCAGUCUGAAGGCUGAAAGUGCGGCUCUUGCAGAGGACAUGCUGGGCGUGGUCUGGGCCUUGAACUUGGCCCAGAUGGGCACCACGCUCUAUGCAGCGGCCAGCCGUGCCAUGCGAAGGUUGGCCCAUCGCUUGGAUGGACAGAGCGAUUUGCAGCAGCCGGCGAUCGCCAAGGUGAAUGAAACUGUGACACUUCAACUUUCCAAUGAUCAACCUGAGUUGCACCCCUUGGGCGAUCGGCUCCUGAUUCUCAAGCCCUGCGGUUGGGAGACGGCCGGUGCCAUGGAGGAUGCCAAGCAGUUACCGCAGCACCUGCAGGCCUUGGGCUUUGAUCGACCGGUGCUGCGAGAUCAGCAGCAUCAGUGCGGCUUCAUUCACCGCUUGGACGUGCCUUCCAGUGGACUGUUGCUUUGUGGUCUCACCUAUCAGGCCUAUUACAACCUGAAGCUACAGCUGUCGACGGGUCGUAUCCGACGCGACUACCUGGUCCUUUGCCAUGGCUUUCUGAGUGAUCGCCACUACAUCCGCGCGCGGGUGACGUGGAAGGAUGCAGACCCAGGGCCCAGCCGCUGUGGCCGCGGCAAGCCCAGCAUCACCUUCCUGCGUCGGGAGGCUUCGGCCUGGCUACCUGGGUACCAGGCAUCCACCCUGCUGGACAUCAGUCUGGGAACCGGACGGCGGCAUCAGAUUCGGUCGCAUUUGGCUUUCAUUGGCCAUGCUGUGGUGUGCGAUAGCAAGUACUGUGCAGAUGAGACCUUCCGGCAGGAUGCCCCACUCUGCCCCCAGAACUGUCUCCACCGUUAUGGCCUGGCGCUGCUCGAGGGCUCCGAGGCUCGGAGCUUCGCGGCGCCGCUGCCGGAGGCUUUUGGAGCGCUGCUGCAGGAGUUGGAAGGAAAGGCUCCUUCGGAUGCAGAAGUUUUGAAGCGUCACACCUGUGCAUGCACUUCAAGGCUCAUCGUGCGACUAAUUGACUCUGGUGAUCAGUAUGCGGUGAAACCUGAGAAUCUCAGGACCACCGAGGAAGAGGCCAAUGAGCUCAUGGGCAGCGAGCUGGAGGAUGUGUCGAUCUACAACCCGGCACUUCAGUCCGAGGCUGCCAAGCUCAGAGAGUCUGGAAAACUGAACGAUCUUCAGAACGAUCCAGAGCUGAAGCCCGUCUUCGAGGAGUGUUGUCGCCACAAGUUGGCGAUUCCCUGA
Messenger RNA from Cladocopium goreaui, 2919 nucleotides. The record is from the annotation of a GenBank genome assembly. NCBI's taxonomy places the organism in Eukaryota, Dinophyceae, Suessiales, Symbiodiniaceae.